UUCCUGCCUUAGAAAUCCUGGGGCCUUUAAUCCCAGGGAUCAGAAGAAGCCUUCAUUGGGGAACGAGCAUGGAACAAACCUGGAAAUGAAAAGGCAGCAGUGAAGGAAAUGAAAGCACAGCCCAUAUCAUUAGGUGUGCUGGUUUGCAUUCAAGAUGAGCUUGCUGGGAAAUUGUUACCUCUGCAAAGACUGCCCCUGGUCCUGUGGCAGUGAAGGGCAGGUAUAAAAGGCAGCCCAAGUCUCUGCUCCCUCAUCCACUUCUCUUGCUUCCUUCAGCUUGGGAACCAGGUGUACCUGUGGCCUCAAGACAUGUCCUGCAACACCCAGUGCCGUCCUUGCCAGCCCUGUGGUCCCACCCCGCUGGCCAACAGCUGCAAUGAGUGCUGUGUCAGGCAGUGCCAGAGCUCCACCGUUGUGAUUGAGCCUCCUGCUGUGGUGGUGACCCUGCCUGGCCCCAUCCUCAGCUCCUUCCCACAGAACACCGUGGUGGGAUCAUCUACCUCGGCUGCUGUUGGCAACAUCCUCAGCUCUGACGGAGUGCCCAUCAACUCUGGGGGCUUUGACAUCUCCUCCAUCACCAGGCGCUACGGUGGCAACAGAUGUCGUCCCUGCUAA
Messenger RNA from Parus major (Great Tit), 615 nucleotides. Its product is annotated as feather keratin Cos1-1/Cos1-3/Cos2-1-like. Lineage: Eukaryota; Metazoa; Chordata; Aves; Passeriformes; Paridae. Gene Ontology annotation, cellular component: intermediate filament. The coding region runs from base 310 to 615 and encodes 101 amino acids. The record is from RefSeq and is a predicted model, not a curated record. The transcript has 2 exons. Gene Ontology annotation, molecular function: structural constituent of cytoskeleton.